Molecule: messenger RNA, 1995 nt
Organism: Patiria miniata (bat star)
Lineage: Eukaryota; Metazoa; Echinodermata; Asteroidea; Valvatida; Asterinidae
Gene: ccnh
Product: cyclin-H-like
Exons: 11
Coding region: 198-1181 (327 amino acids)
Biological process (GO): regulation of cyclin-dependent protein serine/threonine kinase activity; DNA-templated transcription; regulation of transcription by RNA polymerase II
Cellular component (GO): transcription factor TFIIK complex; nucleus
Molecular function (GO): cyclin-dependent protein serine/threonine kinase regulator activity
Source: RefSeq, a predicted model, not a curated record
AUACAAAGUGUUGGGAUCACCAUGCGAAGUCUAGGUAUGGAUCUUCACGUAUGGUGUGCAUUUUAAAUGUUGGGACCCAAGAAGAUACGAUGAAAAUUGCCUGUGUAAGAAAAUUAAACAAUCACAUCGACCAUCCGUUCCGUUUAUUUAUGUGCAAGGCUGCCCUUGAUACGAGUUGGGCCUAGAGCUGAUGCGCAAUGUUCCAAAGCAGCUCACAGAAACAGUUCUGGACAUUCACCAGUGAGAAAGACAUCGAUGUGCUGAGGACAGAGGCAAAUGGUCGAUACAUUGAGCAACACAAGAAGAAGACGAAGGGGCAAGAUGUCACUUCUUUCUUCUUGUCGGCAGACGAGGAGCACGUCUUGUGUCGUCAUUAUGAGCAUCUUCUAAGAGACUUCUGUCGGAGAUUUGAACCUCCCAUGCCACCCGCUGUCAAGGGAACGGCAUGUGCUUACUUCAAGAGGUUUUAUCUGCGCAACACUGUCAUGGACUACCAUCCCAAGUUCAUCAUGUUGACCUGCGUGUAUCUGGCGUGUAAAGUGGAGGAGUUCAACGUGUCAAUCACCCAAUUCUGUGCUAAUCUCACGGCUGACCAAGAGAGGGCGGCAGAGCUGAUCUUGGUCCACGAACUGCUGGUGAUGCAGGAGUUGGACUUCCAUCUGACUGUGCACAAUCCCCUCCGACCGCUUGAAGGGUUUCUCAUAGACAUCAAGACCCGUUUCACAUCGUUGAGUAAUCCAGAGCAGUUAAGGAAACCAGCGGAUGAGUUCCUGCAGAGGUCCUUCGCUAGUAACGUCUGCCUCCUAUAUACUCCAUCCCAGAUUGCUUUAACAGCCUUAGUGACAAGUGCAGCAAAGCAACAAGUCAACAUUGACAAGUACGUGACAGAGUGCCUUCUCAGCAGCACAGACAAGAAGGAACUACGAGAACUUGUCAGCACCAUCAAGAGAAUUCGAUCCAUGGUCAACAACAUCCCGCCGCUGGACAUUGAAGUGGUCAGAUCUCUGGAGAAGAAACUCGAACAGUGUGGCAAUCCUGAAUUAAACCCCGACAGCGAGGAAUACAAAAGGAAGCAGCAGGAGUUACUGAAUGCAGAGGAUGAGGAUUUCUCGUUGGGAAUUAGCAGUGCCCAGGAGGAGGAAAACCGACAACAAGAGGCCCAGAUGCUGAUGAGUGUAUGAUACCAAAAUGACUGGUAUCGUGAAGCUAUCAAGAGAUCGGCGGUAUAUCAAAGAGUUUGACAAAGACUGUAAAAGGUGACAGCGUCACUCCCGGCUGAGUUUCCAACAUGAUGGAUGGAAUUGGUGUUUGAGGUUGGAGACAGGAUUAGAUGCAGUUCACCAAUAAUGUGUCUAUAGAUGCAUCCAUAUCAUCAGCCAAUUAACCGUCACAAAAGAAAUGAUUUACCUUUUCAAUCCCCAAGUUUCAAGCACUCCCAAAAUUGUCUGAGUUCCUUUCUUUGUCCCCUCUCGGUCUCAAUAAACCAUGAAGUUUUCAGAAGUACAUUGCCUCCCACACACGAUCAGCCUAUAGAAUUGGUAUGCUUUGGUUAUGAUUUUUGAAAUGUUAAAAACGUAUUGCAUGGCUUAACAGCCCCUAGGCGUCGGGGCUUUGAAGUAUAUCCUUCCUUUCUAUUUUUGGGGGAAAAGGUGCGGCUGAUGUAAAAAUACAGUGAUGUACGUCAGAACUUCAAUGUUUUAUAUCUUUAUCCUUUUAGUUUUCACUUUAAUACUUCCAUUUCAUAAUCUGUAGCACUUGCCAACUUUGACAAAAAUUUGAAGGAAUAAGACGCCGAUGAUAUUCAAGAACUAUUUGUUUGCUCGAUUCACGUCCAAUGACAUAAAAUGUCAAGGUGUACUUCGUGGGUUCCAUUUCAUACUGACUAAGUCCAUAUGCAGGUUGCGUAUGAACUGUGGAUUUAUAUCUUCUCCUAAUGAGUCUUGUUAUAUUAUGAUGUAUUGAGAGUUUCAUAUUUAUAAAUUUAUACAAAAUCUA